AUUAAAUGCAUUUGUAUUUAUUAUAAAAUACUAAUUUUUAGUAUUUUAUUAUUAUAUAUUUUGCAAUACAAUGAAUGCUAGUAAAAUGUUUAGACUAACUAUUGGUUUACUAUUAUUGUCUAUUUCUAUUCAACUAAUAAUAUGUACUGGUUGUGGCAAUUAUGGUAGCGAUUGUAGCUAUGGUUCACCUUCAUGUUGUCCAGAUUUACAAUGUAUUGGUACAGGUGGUUUUUAUAAAUGUACAGGUUGUAGCAAAUCUGGUAGCGAUUGUGGUCAAGGUUCAGCAUCAUGUUGUCCAGGUUUAGAAUGUACUGGUUCAUAUCCAUUUUAUAGAUGUUCAGAAUGUAGUAAAUCGGGUAGCAAUUGUGGCCAAGGUUCAGCUUCAUGUUGUCCAGGUUUACAAUGUACUGGUUCAUAUCCUUUUUAUAGAUGUUCAUAAAAAUACGAUUAAAAGCUCAUGGAAAAAAAUUAUAUAAAACAAUUUAUAUAAAAUAAUAUUUUAUUCUUUUAGUACUAUUGUUUUUAAUUAAUUAUAAAUAAUUAAAUAAAUAAUAUUACUA
This is a messenger RNA of Oppia nitens, 560 nucleotides long. Its product is annotated as keratin-associated protein 5-1-like. Lineage: Eukaryota; Metazoa; Arthropoda; Arachnida; Sarcoptiformes; Oppiidae. The coding region runs from base 71 to 439 and encodes 122 amino acids. The transcript is spliced from 5 exons. The record is from RefSeq and is a predicted model, not a curated record.